This is a messenger RNA of Aaosphaeria arxii CBS 175.79, 1150 nucleotides long. Its product is annotated as Metallo-hydrolase/oxidoreductase. The transcript has a single exon. The coding region runs from base 65 to 1150 and encodes 361 amino acids. The record is from RefSeq and is a predicted model, not a curated record. Lineage: Eukaryota; Fungi; Ascomycota; Dothideomycetes; Pleosporales.
AUAGAUUCCAAGAAAGAAAGAAAACCUUUGGAGUCGGAUACCACAUCUUUCACAUAACACAAUCAUGACGAGCAAACCAAAACUGAAUAUCCCUUCGGGAUCCAUCGAGGUUGGUGUGAAGCUCAUCAAUCCUGUCAACUUUGGGCCUGCGAUCAUCGAACGGUUUAUGGCUCCGCCAGUUCCCGGACUGUCACAAUUCAAGACAUCGCCAUCAUUUUCAUUCUUGAUCGAGCAUCCCUCAGGACGGAAGCUUGUAUGGGAUCUCGGCAUUCGAAAGGAUCAUCAAAACUAUUCAAAGAAAAUAGCGGACUACAUACCUACUACCAAGUAUGACAUUCAAGUUGAUAAGAAUGUCGUAGACAUUCUACAAGAGCAAGGAAUUAGCCCAGAAGAAAUUGAAGCAGUCAUAUGGAGCCAUUGGCACUGGGACCAUAUCGGUGACCCAUCUACAUUUCCAAGCAAAGUAGAUUUAGUGGUUGGGGCUGGUUUCAAGCAGGCCAUGCUUCCUGGUUAUCCUGCAAACCCUGACUCCCCAAUUCGAGAGAGCGAUUACACCGGCAGAAAUCUCCGCGAAAUUGAGUUUGAGAAAGGGGGCCUCAAGAUCGGACAAUUUCCAGCCUUCGACUAUUUUGGCGACGGAUCUUUCUAUCUUCUGGACAGCCCAGGGCAUGCCAUCGGUCACCUGUGCGGUCUUGCGCGUACAACAUCGAGUCCUAGCACAUUUGUUCUCCUUGGGGGAGACAUUUGCCACUAUGCGGGAAUCUUUCGGCCCUCGAAGCAUUUACCAGUUCCGGAAUCAAUAUCACCUCAUCCCUGUCCAUCUCAUUCCCACUCUAGCUCUCUCUUCUGCCCAGGAAGUGCAUUUAAUGACUUACAACAGUCUAGAGGCCGAGCUCCAACAGACACGCUUUAUGACAUGACAUUUGGACAUGAUGUUCCAUUGGCAAUAAAUACAAUGGGAUGGUUGCAAGAGCUAGACUGCGACGAAGACAUCUUCGUCAUUAUCGCGCAUGACUCUACGGUUAGAGAUGGCGUCGACCACUUCCCAAACAGUUUGAAUGGCUGGAAACAGAAUGGCUGGGGCAAAUCUUUGAAAUGGGCUUUCUUUCGUGACCUGGAGAUAUAUUGGAAAGUGAAAGGGGUGGUUUAG